Molecule: messenger RNA, 573 nt
Organism: Microbotryum saponariae
Lineage: Eukaryota; Fungi; Basidiomycota; Microbotryomycetes; Microbotryales; Microbotryaceae
Source: the annotation of a GenBank genome assembly
AUGGGCCGCCCCUCGCGACUUAAACCACGCUUUCCGCGGAUCAAGCCUUCGGACUACCUCGACCAUCCCGAUUGCCCGAAUCAAUACGCCACGAUGCCGCUGUACCUUGUCACUUUCGGAGGUACGAUCGUCGAUAAAGGAGGACGUAAGAGGCCGAGGAAGGCCAAGACAGAUAUGGAUGCCACUCCCACCACAUCUGCAACGUCAAACGUCGAAACGAGCACGAACCAACGCGUCCCUGUCGCCUCGACCUCAGUCUUCGCCAAUGACCUGAACUUCUCCUACGAUGAUUUCAACGAGGAUUAUCUCAGGGACUUCCCUCUUGCUCAGCAGGCCGAGUACGAAGACCUAGGGGGAAUGGAUCUUUCCAUGGAGCGCUGGGACCCACCCGACCCCGACUUACAACGCCCAACUCACCAGGAACUCGCACAGGAGGUUUUACCAACUCCCCGCGUCGCCGAUCCGCCGGUUGCCGCUAAGCAAGAAGGUUACUUCAAGUUUAUCACACUCGAGCACGAGCAGCGCGAGAGUCAGCGCGCUGCCCUUUGGGUCUCUAUCUUGAUUUACGCAUAG